Messenger RNA from Molossus molossus (Pallas's mastiff bat), 555 nucleotides. RefSeq names its product heat shock protein family B (small) member 9 (gene HSPB9). The transcript has a single exon. Gene Ontology annotation, cellular component: cytoplasm; nucleus. The record is from RefSeq and is a predicted model, not a curated record. The coding region runs from base 73 to 555 and encodes 160 amino acids. NCBI's taxonomy places the organism in Eukaryota, Metazoa, Chordata, Mammalia, Chiroptera, Molossidae.
GUUCGGCCUCUGCACGAGCGCGGAGAGCUAUCCUCAGAACCUCGUGCCCUUGAACAGCAGUUGCUCACUCAGAUGCAACGGGUCAGUAGCGGUCUCCCCAAAGGGAGCCAGGUGGCGUCCCGGUGUCCCAGCGCAGCCCUCGCAGAACAGAACCAGGUGGCUACGGUGCCGGUGUGGCAGCUCAGGGAUGAUGUGACAGCUGUGCGGGACGACGUCCACGCGGAGAAUGGUUUCCAGAUGAAGAUGGAUGCCCACGGCUUCACCCCAGAGGAGCUGGUGGUGCAAGUGGACAGCCAGUGCCUGAUGGUGACCGGCCAGCGGCAAACGGAGAGCUACAGUCCUAAUGGGGGCUCCUACCGCAUGGCGCAGAAGGUGCAUCGCCAAAUGCUACUGCCCCCGGAUCUAGAUCGCGGAGCCAUGACCUGCUGCUUAACCCCCUCGGGCCAGCUGUGUGUCCGAGGCCAAUGCCGGGCGCUGCCUUCCCCUGAAGCCCCAACAGGACAGUCCUCGAGAGUCAGGAGUCGCAACUCUAAGAAGGGUUCCAACCUAGCCUGA